This is a messenger RNA of Aureobasidium melanogenum CBS 110374, 3519 nucleotides long. Its product is annotated as DNA repair protein. The transcript is spliced from 2 exons. Gene Ontology annotation, cellular component: nucleus. The coding region runs from base 1 to 3519 and encodes 1172 amino acids. Gene Ontology annotation, molecular function: damaged DNA binding; deoxycytidyl transferase activity; DNA-directed DNA polymerase activity. The record is from RefSeq and is a predicted model, not a curated record. Lineage: Eukaryota; Fungi; Ascomycota; Dothideomycetes; Dothideales; Saccotheciaceae. Gene Ontology annotation, biological process: error-free translesion synthesis; error-prone translesion synthesis.
AUGAAUUCCCGCCUUGAUACACGAUCCGCGCAAACGCGCAAACGCAUCGAGAACCAUACCUUUGAAGAUGAAGCCGGCGACGAGUACGAAGCUUCAAAAUUUGGUGGCCACAGAGAGUAUCUGCGCCGGAAGAGGAUCAAGUUGCAAAACUUGGACUCGGAAUUGCGCGCUCGAUCUGAUAAUCCACCCAUUUUCAAGGGCAUUGUGGUUUACGUUAACGGCUACACCCAACCUUCACUAAAUGACCUUCACACCAUGAUCGUCGCUCAUGGUGGCGGCUUUGCGCAAUACCUGGAUGGCAAGACUUUUGUGACACACAUCGUCGCCAGCAGCCUUACGCCCAAGAAAGCUGUCGAGUUCAAACGAUAUAGAAUCGUCAAACCUGCUUGGAUCGUCGAUAGUAUCGCAGCUGCAAAGUGUCUCCCAUGGGACAACUAUCGCGUUGUCGACGAAGGUGUUGGUCAGAAAGUGCUUGCUUUCAACAAUGGUCAAAUGUCGAGUCAGGUUAAUAGACAAGUAAGAGGCUACAGAGACCAAACCGACAACAGCUGGUAUACUAGCCAGCUCAAAGGUUUGCAAACAGGUGCUCCUAGCCAGACAUCUUCACAAAGACCUUCUUUUCUCAAAGGUCCGCCAGCGCCCACCAAUCCUCCGACAGUGACGCCUGAAUACGAUGAUAUACAUGAUUCGGAUUUCGAGGCGCUGGACGAGGACAAGGAAGAUGCGUCAGACUAUGUGGAAUCUGCUCUUGAACGGAAACCACUCGACCAAGAACCGCAUACUCCUCCACGUACUAGCUCUGCAGAAGGGAAUCUCGAGCCAGAUUCGAUACCGCCUCAUUCUACGUCACCGUAUGGUCAGGAUGCUUCAUCAGCAGACAGCACGAAACAGACAACCAUGCCGGAAGCAGAACCUCAGCAGAAAGCUACGGAGUUGACUGCCGAAGAGCACAACGCCAUUCUCCUGGCUGAUCCGCGUCUCCGCAAAUCGACAGUUGUCAAUCCAGAAUUCCUUCAACAGUAUUACCGAGAAUCACGGUUGCAUCAUCUGUCAACCUGGAAAGCAGAUCUGAAGUCACAACUUCAGGCGCUCACAGCCGAAAAGUCUGCCUCUCAGAAGACCCGUCCGAAGCGUCCUGUCGGUGCUCGUCGUUAUAUCAUGCACGUUGAUUUCGACAGCUUCUUCGCCGCUGUUUCGUUGAAAAAGCAUCCGCACCUCAAAGACAAGCCUUGUGUGGUUGCUCACGGUACCGGCUCUGCUGGUGGCAACGGAUCUGAGAUCGCAUCUUGCAAUUAUCCAGCAAGAGAGUAUGGUGUCAAGAAUGGAAUGCAAAGAGCUCAGGAACUGUGCCCUGAUCUCAAAGUUCUUCCGUACGACUUUCCAGCCUAUGAAGAGUCAAGCAGACAGUUCUACUCCGCUAUCCUGGAAACAGGGGGUCUGGUGCAAAGUGUAAGUGUAGACGAAGCGCUCAUUGAUAUCAGCAUUCAAUGUAUAGCCGUCGGCGGCACUGAUGGCGUUCGUCGAUCCGAGGGUAGCAACUACCGUGAGCAGUCUGAGGCAGACCGCAUUGGCCGAGAGCUUCGAGAGGAAGUACUAAAGCGAACUGGAUGCAAUGUGUCAAUCGGCAUCGGAGGCAACAUAUUGCUCGCCAAAAUUGCCCUUCGAAAAGCAAAGCCAGCGGGACAAUUUCAGCUCAAACCUGAGGAUGUUCUCGACUUCAUUGGCGCUCUCGAAGUUCAGAGUCUACCAGGUGUCGCUUAUAGUAUUGGCGGCAAGCUGGAGGAGGUUGGCGUCAAGUACGUCAAAGACAUUCGUGAGCUCUCAAAAGAAAAACUAGUCAAUACGCUUGGUCCAAAGACGGGCGAGAAGAUCUGGGAGUACAGCCGAGGCAUCGACAGAGCUGAGGUUGGCGAACAAGUUGUUCGCAAAUCAGUGUCCGCGGAUGUGAACUGGGGCGUCCGCUUCGAGAAUCAAGAGCAAGUUGAUGAGUUCAUGGUCAGUCUCUGCGGGGAGCUGCAAAAACGACUGAUCAAGGAGAAUGUAAAGGGCAGACAGUUGACUGUCAAAGUCAUGCGACGGUCUCCUGAUGCUCCUCUCGAUCCUCCAAAGCAUCUUGGCCACGGCAAGUGCGACACUUACAAUAAGAGUAUCCAACUUGGCGUCGCAACCAACGACAGUGCCAUUAUGACCAAAGAGGUCUUGACAGUGAUGCGCAGUUUCGGUUUCAGUCCUGGGGAACUUCGCGGAAUAGGAAUUCAGAUGACCAAGCUGGAGCCUCUCAAAGCUGGAACGGAUGGUCGCGCUGACAGCAGCCAACCGCGCUUGCAAUUCAAGACAGCUCAAACCACCCGACCGAAGUCGGAUACUACUUUUGAGGCCGAGCAGACUGAAGAUCCUAUCACAGACGACAUCAAGACGCCAAAGAGGAACAAAGUACGAGACGUUUGCGGCUCAAGCUUUCUAAACAACAUUGCCAUCGACCAAUCACCGAGCAAAAGACCCCUAAAUAUCUACGGCACGCAAUUUGCGCUUCCAACCCAAGUCGAUCCUAGUGUACUCGCUGAGCUGCCAGAAGAGAUUCGAGCCAGACUUAUCAGACAUUCACGUCCAAAGCAGAUCCCGGAUAAUCAAGUUGAUGGCCGUAAAAGUCCAACGCCAGCGAAGAACCCUCCUCGCGUAGCUCCAGCAGCGAUAACUUUACCCAAUCAAUCGCAACUUGAUCCAGAGAUUUUGAACUCGUUGCCUGAAGAUGUCCGUCGAGAUGUCAUGGCAAUGUACCAGACCACAACAACAUCACCACGUAAGGGACAAGAUCAAACAAUUCUUCCACAAUCACCACGCAAAAAUCGCAUUAUCCCUCCAGUCAAGAAGCUGGGUGGAAGGAAACCUCGCGGUGGAGGUUUGUUUGCCAGGGCCAGAGCCAGCAACGGCAACUCCACACUCACACAAGCCAACUUCGUCGCCGGAGAUACGGAUACAGACGACAUGAGCGCCGCAGAGGAAAUCGACGAAGACUUUCUCGCAGCCCUACCUCCCGAAAUCAGAAAAGAGGUCUUGGACGAACGAAGAUCAGCACAACUCCGACGUUCUGGCGGCAUCGAAGCCACAAAAUCACGAACAGGAAAACGACAAGAAACACCUGCCAAUACGAUAGAACGAUUUUUCCAGUUGCCUCCUCGACCACAGAAACCGACUUUCACCUCGAAUAAGCUGACAGAACUUCCGGAUUUGAGAAAAGCAGUCAGAGAAUGGGUCAAGGAGUUUUGGGAUGAGGCGCCGUAUGCGGAAGAUACGGCUUCUUUGGUGACGUAUCUGGUGGCUGUGGUUAAGCAAGAGAGGGAUGUCGAUAAAGCUGUCAAGGUUGCCAAAUGGCUAGGGUUGAUGGUUGAACAAGAGGUUUUGCAAAAGGAGAUUGGAGAGGAUGUCAAAGAGGGGUGGGGGCAAGCUUGUUUGGAAGUCAGGAAUGGCGUUCAGGAUGCUAUUGUUGCUAGGGGGUUGCCUGAGGUGGAUUUUGGUUGA